Messenger RNA from Didymosphaeria variabile, 2877 nucleotides. RefSeq lists its product as uncharacterized. The record is from RefSeq and is a predicted model, not a curated record. Bases 1 to 2877 code for a protein of 958 amino acids. Lineage: Eukaryota; Fungi; Ascomycota; Dothideomycetes; Pleosporales; Didymosphaeriaceae. The transcript is spliced from 2 exons.
AUGGCGCCGGUCGCGCAGCACACCGCCGGCAUCUACUCCGACAUGACGGUCGACGGGCCUAUAAUUGGCACGCUGGUCACCAUCAUCGACCGCGCGAAGAACCUACCGAACCGCCGUUCCAUGGGAAAGCAGGACCCGUACUGUGCUGCUCGACUGGGCAAGGAAGCAAAGAAAACAAACACAGACCGCCGCGGUGGACAGACUCCAAGAUGGGACCAGGAACUUCGAUUCACUGUCCACGAUUCGGCCGACUACCACCAGCUCAAGGUGUCUGUGUUCAACGACGACAAGAAGACGGAGCUCAUUGGAGAGACGUGGGUAAACCUCGAGGCCGUCAUCAUUCCGGGCGGCGGACAGAGCGACACCUGGCACGGUCUCAAUUGUAGGGGCAAAUAUGCCGGAGAGAUCCGCAUCGAGCUCACAUACUACGACACGCGUCCAAAGGAGGAUAAGACACCAGCAGUGCAGAAACAACAAAGCGCAAGGCCCGGCGGAAGUCCUGCGGUUGGCGGACCACGCGAAAGCACACCCGUCAAGCGGAGGCCGCUGCCUUCAGAUCCCACAGGAGCUUCACCUUCUCCAGUAAAUACCCCAGAGCAGCGUGGAUUAAGGGGGAUACAGGCAGGCCCUCGUAGCUAUGGCAGUCCUCGCCACGAGCACACGCCGAGCAAGUCACGGUCAAGCCAGCACGCAGACACACCUCCACGCAGGCCGUUGCCGGGCGCCUCAGCUUUGUCCGAGACGCCACCACCAAAGCAACACACUCCACAGCAUCAGCAGCCACCGGCACCGCGGCCGGCUGACCAGGAGGCAUACCACACACCGCCGCCGAACCCGCGUUCGUCCAAUACAAACCUACCGCAGUACAACGAAGCUGGUUAUGACCUUUCGUAUGCUGCCCCCAAGCCGUAUGAAGUGCAGCCAAUCGACCCACACCCGGGGCAUCGAGCUAUGUCACAGGAGAACUUCAGAUCAUCCCGCCGGCAAUCGUACAAUCCUCCGGAGCUAGCACACUCAUACUCUGCGCCUGCCGUCCCGCUCACACACGAGCCUGAGCCCAUCCAGGACCCGUAUUAUAUGGAGCCAGCGUAUUCAAACCCCCAUACACCUCAGCAGUCUGAUGGUUAUGGAAGGGACACUUUUCAGGAUCCCUCGUAUCACGUUGAGCCUCUACGGCUGAGUAGGAACUCCCGAAGCCAGGAGCUAGUCGCGCCUCAUGAGCAAUUCCAUUCGCCAAACGGAUACAGUGACUCGCAAAGCCCGUAUGACCAUCAGUAUUCAUCACAUGGUCGAAGGGCAAGUGCGAUGCAGCCUACGGUGGAAGACGAAGACGACCUGCCGCCACCACCACCAGUGCACAGGAAAGGUGCGAACACUCUGCCGCAACCGCAGCAUCAGCCUCAAGACUAUCGUAGCGACGCACCCGCACCGUUGAAUAUGUCGCGGUACAGGGAGGAACCAAGCCAGUACGGCUACGAUCCAACCCCACAGCCUUACGGGGCGAAUGAAUACGGUCAAGUCGUAACGCAAGAGCGCCGGUAUACACAUCCACGCCCCGUGAGUCGACCGGUGUCCCGGGAUACCAUGGCACCCUCACCGUUGCGGAACGAGACAGCCAUGAUCCCAGCAAGUCUGGUCCCUGGACUUGCCGCACGGCAGAGUAGAGAUUUGAGUGCCUAUCAAGCACCGCCGCCUUCAUACGAUGAUCCACCACGCACGAGGCAGCUAUCUGAGCCGGACUACCGAAACCUUCCGCAAUAUGAUGCACCCUCACGGCCGCAUCCAUUGACUUAUCAUUCCGCGCCGCCAGAAGACCCUUACUAUCCUCAUGCACCGCCAGAAGAGCCCCGCCGGAGGUCACCUGUACGUGAGCUGACCCCCGUCAAGCCUCGUGCUAUCAGCCCUUCGAUCAGCCCUGCGAAUGCUCACAGUCCGGUCCAUGAUCGCUCAUCGCGCCUGCCUCAGCGGAGCAUGCCAACCCGCAAGUCGGUCUCGCCUCGGCCACCUCCUUCAUCCGACGGGAUUCAAGAGCGUCGCUUGUCGGGCGUGCCUUUCGAUCCGGACAGUUUCGACGUGUAUAAUCCGAAUGCUAAGCCUUCCUCCUCGGACCCUGAUCGCCCCGGCAGCAGUAUGGAGAUGAACGACCAAGGCCAGGUUGUCACGUUUAGUGGACGUGUCAUCGAUGCCUCAGAUCACCUCCCCAUAGACAGCUGGGCCCCCGAGCCAGAGCGCAAGCCCACUGAAAAAGUCCGCCCGGUGCGUUCACGGGCUGCUCUCAACGGAGCACGGGACCUCGAAGCAGCUGCACAGCGCGAGGAACGGUAUCGUCGAGAACGCGCAGACCGCGAGCGCAUCCGGCAGGCGACCGACGUGACGUUCGGCUCCGCCGCCAGCAGCAGCCCCAGCAACGCCCUCGUGACGUCCCGCCACAACUUCAACGAGUACAACUCGCCCGUCAAUGCAGGCGCUUUAGUCCUCGCCGACCGCGACGCAACGCCCCCUUCUAGCAGUCGCAACCGCCUCCAGAAGCGCAGCAACGGCACUCACGCCCGCACAGCGUCCGCAUACGACUACGACUCUCCGCCCGCACACUCGCCGAGCAGCAUCCCCAUGCCAAACACGAAUGUCCUGCGCGAGAGGGAGAACGUCGGCGGGUACGGGAGUAGUCCUGGGUAUGGCGCGCGGCACUCCGGUGCUGCUGCGCCGCCUAUUCCGGCGAAGAUUCCGCUGGAGAAUGAGGAUGUGGCACUUAGUUUGGAGCUGCAGAGUAUUGAUAUUGGGGCUGGUGGGGGUGCGGGUGCGGGGAGGAGAGUUAGGGGUGAGGAGGGGUUAUGGGUUUUAAAGAAGAGCAGUAUGGUAAUAUUAAUUGAGUGGUAG